CUCUUUUAUUGUAUUAAAGCUGAAGUUACCAAUGAUGAGAUGGGGGUCCCUACUUUGAAAGAUGUGGUGAAGCAUGUCUUGGACAAGUCACUUUAUUCGUUUGGAUUAUGCACACAACUUCUUUUGUCUCCGUCCUCAUCCAUAAAGUUGAGCACAGAAGGACAUGGUGAGAAAAAAGGACGCCGCAACAAAUUGAUGCUCUUUCAUAAGCUUCCUUACCAUGAUAUUACACUUGAGGCUGCAUGGCCUGAACUGUUCGUUGACCAUAAGGGAAAAUACUGGGAUGUGCCUGAGUCAAUUUCCUUAGAUAUGUCAUCACUUGUCUCCAAAUCUGGAUUGCGGUACCACAUUGGUGUACAUAAAAACAGUGGUCAUCCCCAGGCAGUUAAUUCCAUAGAUGAUGAGGCACCUCCUUCUCUAAUGCCUGGAUUCUGCGCAAAGGCUGCCUUUUCUUAUGAAAAAAGCCAAGAUCUUUGGAGUCAAAAUGAGACACGAAAAGACAUCAUGAUACAGAAAGAAAAGGGUUUGUUUUGGCGGCCAUCUUAUGAUGUGCGUCUUAAAGAACCUCAUGCUGCAGUAUAUGGAGUUUUUGGUGGAGGCUGCACUGCCUGGUUUCAGGAUGGGUACAACCUGCUAUACUUUCCAGCACGGAAAAUUUGGAGAGCUCUACGGUGA
This is a messenger RNA of Pyrus x bretschneideri (Chinese white pear), 675 nucleotides long. RefSeq names its product protein TRIGALACTOSYLDIACYLGLYCEROL 4, chloroplastic-like. The record is from RefSeq and is a predicted model, not a curated record. The transcript has 3 exons. Gene Ontology annotation, biological process: acylglycerol transport; ER to chloroplast lipid transport. Gene Ontology annotation, cellular component: chloroplast envelope. NCBI's taxonomy places the organism in Eukaryota, Viridiplantae, Streptophyta, Magnoliopsida, Rosales, Rosaceae. Gene Ontology annotation, molecular function: phosphatidic acid binding. The coding region runs from base 40 to 675 and encodes 211 amino acids.